GGGAGCCGAGUCCAGCCGGCGCGGCCCGUCUCCAUUCCCCUCUCCCUUCCCUUCCCCUCCCUGAUCGCCUGCGGCGGCCGGCCGGCCGACCUGCCUGCCUGCCUGCUUGCUUGCCCCGGCCCCGGCACGGAAAGCGAGGGAGGCUGCGGCCUGCUCGGGGGUCUUUCCCAGCCCACCCAGCAAGGCCUGCCCGGGGUCCACGGCUCCUCCGCAUCUCUUCGUGCGCCUCCGCCGCCAUGACUUCCCUGACCCAGCGAAGCUCGGGCCUGGUGCAGCGCCGCACCGAGGCCUCUCGCAGCGCCGCCGCGGCCGACAAAGAGCGGGUGGCCGGCGGCGGCGGCGAGGGCUCCGAGGAGGAAGGCCGGCGGGACGAGCAGGCCGAAGACGAGAAGGGCGACUCCAAGGAAACGCGCCUCACGCUCAUGGAGGAAGUGCUGCUGCUGGGCCUCAAGGACCGAGAGGGUUACACAUCAUUUUGGAAUGAUUGCAUUUCCUCUGGGCUACGUGGCUGCAUGUUAAUUGAAUUGGCACUGAGAGGGCGUCUUCAGCUGGAAGCAUUUGGAAUGAGACGCAAAAGUCUGCUAACUAGAAAGGUGAUCUGCAAAUCGGAUGCUCCUACAGGGGAUGUUCUACUUGAUGAAGCUCUGAAACACAUUAAGGACACGCAGCCUCCCGAAACAGUGCAGAACUGGAUAGAGCUGCUUAGUGGUGAAACAUGGAAUCCAUUAAAAUUGCACUACCAGUUAAGGAACGUACGUGAACGAUUAGCCAAAAACCUAGUGGAAAAGGGGGUUUUGACUACGGAGAAACAGAACUUUCUCCUCUUUGACAUGACCACGCACCCUCUCACCAACAACAACAUUAAGCAGCGCCUCAUCAAGAAAGUUCAAGAAGCUGUUCUUGACAGAUGGGUAAAUGAUCCCCACCGUAUGGACAAGCGCUUGUUGGCUCUCAUUUACUUAGCCCAUGCUUCAGAUGUCCUUGAAAACGCUUUUGCCCCCCUUUUGGAUGAGCAGUAUGACCUAGCCACAAAGAGGGUGCGGCAGCUCUUGGAUUUAGAUCCUGAAGUUGAAUGUAUGAAGGCCAAUACAAAUGAGGUCCUGUGGGCUGUAGUAGCAGCUUUCACAAAAUAACUGCAAUCAGACUGCUCAAGUGUUCUUCUUUCCCAUUUCAUGUAAAUCAGUUUAUCUUCUAUUGGCGAUUCAUGAUUUCUGUCAUCUGCACCUCUCUUCCUCAUAUGGUGAAAAUCAGCUCUUGUUCAUGGGAAUGGUAGGUGGUGUGUUCUGUUUUUUGUGUGUGUGUAUGUGUGUGUCUACUACAGGAUUCUGCUGGUACAAGAGAGCUUCCUGUUCUUAAACAUGCUCAAUUCUCAACUAUCACGUUGGCAUUCUAUUUUGUAUCAGAUUUAAGUUACUUCAUGUGGAUUUGUAUUGUAUUCCCUUUUCUUCCACUGGAAUGGUUUCAUGCAGAAGGCUCCUCCCAGGAGAGAAACAAGCACCUGGUCUCCAAGUGAUUCAGCCAUAUGAUCAGCCUCAGCAGGGCAUCUUGGGUCAAAAUUAAGAAGACAUCUUGAAAUCUCUAAAGUUAAUUAUCCUAGGAGGUCUGGAAUACAGUUUUAAUAGGCACUGUUAAAUCAUUGAGGCUUGUGUGGGAAUGUCACCCAGAACACUACUGAAAUGGAGCAGAGAUUAGCACAACGGCAGCACCUGAUAUAGAUCGUCCUUUUUCUUCCUAGACAAGUGUUCAAACUACUUUAAAAGUAGGAAUACCUCCAGGUUGGCUCAAUAAAUAGUUCAGCCAUCUCAUGCAUUUUGCUGUUUGUGCAAAUCUGAUUACUUCUUGUUUUGUUUUUUAGAUAGCUCUGAAUCCUCAGGCUAGUAUAGAAAGGUCCAGUUGUUUCACAAAGCUGUUUUGGGAUGGGUUACAUUCCUGUAUAGUCUGUAUAUAGUGUGAAUGAUUCCAUAGCAGACAACAUCUACAUGUAGUCACCCAUCCAGCCGCAGGCCAAAGCCUUUCCAGCUGAGCCGGCCUGCAGCGUGAUGGGUGACUGCAUGUGGAUAUUGUCUGCUAUGGAUUAUUCACAAUAGUAAGAAUUAUAUAUUAACGCACAAGCACAUUUUAACAAUUUUAGUUGUACAUCUGGCAUUCCAUUUCAGCUGUUGCCUAUUAGCAAAAAGAUGGGGCUCCUAUAAGUGUGUGACUGUGUGUAUGAGACACCUCUCUUUCUCGUGUCUCUGGAGUUUGUGCCAUCCAGGUACAAUCUGUCUAUGCAUUGCCUUUAUAACUUUUGUUCUGUGAUGAGACCACUUUAUCAUUGUUUCUAUUUUUAUUAUUUCAUGUUUUGGAAGAGGCUUGUGACCAGUACAAUUUUUGGGUGCAGUUUUCAAUUUUUGUUUGUACACAAGUUAAUAUUGUGUCUCAUGUCAUUAAUCUACUUAACACUUCAAAAAAAAAUCUGUCAUCGAUCUUAGCAAGUGUUGCAUGUAAAUUGUUAGCAGGUGAUGACUACAGUUCAACCAAUUAAGACUUCUGUAGUAGGAAGCUCUACUAUGUUUUAAUUUUUAUAUACAAUUAUGCUGAUUAGCACAUUAUUGUAAAAUAUAUAAACUGGCUUUUUAAAGUUUAUUACCUCUUUACCAUUGCUUGCUCUAGCUCCAUUCACAAUGUAAAUAUUAUGCAGUGAACAAAUUAAAGACUUACUUUUUCCCCCUUUUUUGUUUCAAAUAACAGAACACACUAAUAGUGGGGCAGGUGUCGAGAAACAUUUGGUUUAAUAUUGAAAGCAGAAAAUACUAAAUGACGUAUAUAACUGUAGUUGAAAGUUAAAGGGAUCCCCAACUGUAUACUAGCUUUUUACCUACAGUAAAUAAACUAUGAUCUUGAAAGUGCCUGAAA
This is a messenger RNA of Elgaria multicarinata webbii, 2895 nucleotides long. RefSeq names its product golgi phosphoprotein 3 (gene GOLPH3). The record is from RefSeq and is a predicted model, not a curated record. Gene Ontology annotation, cellular component: cytosol; trans-Golgi network; Golgi cisterna. Lineage: Eukaryota; Metazoa; Chordata; Lepidosauria; Squamata; Anguidae. The transcript is spliced from 4 exons. Gene Ontology annotation, biological process: Golgi to plasma membrane protein transport; Golgi organization; retrograde vesicle-mediated transport, Golgi to endoplasmic reticulum. Gene Ontology annotation, molecular function: phosphatidylinositol-4-phosphate binding. Bases 237 to 1133 code for a protein of 298 amino acids.